Messenger RNA from Balaenoptera acutorostrata (minke whale), 1241 nucleotides. It is a transcript of the gene NXNL2, whose product is annotated as nucleoredoxin like 2. The coding region runs from base 203 to 814 and encodes 203 amino acids. The record is from RefSeq and is a predicted model, not a curated record. Gene Ontology annotation, biological process: photoreceptor cell maintenance; sensory perception. The transcript has 4 exons. NCBI's taxonomy places the organism in Eukaryota, Metazoa, Chordata, Mammalia, Artiodactyla, Balaenopteridae.
CUCUGGUUCCCGGAAUAACACGUUUCUUGCAGGGACCCUCCCAGCCAGAGCGCAGUACUUCGGGGCAAACCCCAGGAAAGAACAGGGCCCAGGUGUCCCCAACGCCGGGUCCCUAUCCCCUAAAGGUGUCCGUGCGCUCCGCCUCACCGCUCCGCGUCUCCCGGCAGGUGUCCUCCCGCCGCAGCUGUCCCGGCUCCCGGCCAUGGUGGACGUGCUGGGCGGGCGGCGCCUGGUGACCUACGACGGCACGUGGGUGGAGGCCGAGGCGGCGCUGCAGAACAAGGUGCUGGCGCUCUACUUCGCCGCGGGCCGGUGCGCGCCCAGCCGCGAUUUCACGCCGCUGCUCUGCGACUUCUACGCGGAGCUAGUGGACCAGGCGCGGCCGUCCGCCCCCUUCGAAGUGGUCUUCGUGUCCGCCGACGGCAGCGCGCAGGAGAUGCUGGACUUCAUGCGGGAGCUGCACGGCGCCUGGCUGGCGCUGCCCUUCCACGACCCCUACCGGCAGAGUUCUGGUGAUGCUGAUGCUGCGGUCCAGGAAGCCCGCUCUGGUAAAGCACAGCCCGGGGACGCCCCAUCCUACAGCGCAGGGAAGAAACCACCCCUUAUCUGGAGAGCGGAAGAGGGAGACCCAGAAAGGCCGUUCAGUGAGCUGAGGACCAGGUACCACAUCGUGGCCAUCCCCAGGCUUGUGAUCGUGAAACCGAGCGGGGACGUCAUCACUGACAAAGGGCGGAAGCAGAUCCGGGAGCGGGGGCUGGCCUGCUUCCAGAACUGGGUGGAGGCAGCUGACAUCUUCCAGAAUUUCUCCGGUUGAGCUGGGGGGAGAUCUCCGGGGACCUGGACAGGUGUGUGUCACUCCUGUUGCUGCAGCGUGAACAUGACAGAGAAGAGGAGCAUCCUGUUUCCUUUCUCGAUGCUGGUGGUUUCUUUCAGAGCAGAAGCACUCAGCUGUGAUGGAAAGAAAAUAUUGCUCAGGGAAUGCCCUCCCUGUAGCCUUGUUUGUAGUUAUUUUUAUUAUUCUUAGCAUAGCUUUCUUCACAUGAGCUUAAGUGUGUUCACACUGAGCUAUUGGAAAUCUAGGCAAAACAUGUAUUUAUACAGGCUCUUCAGGUGAAAUAGCAUAUUUAUUGAUAUAUUUUCUGGAGAUGCCUUUAUUUUAAUGAUAUGCUUUCACAAGUAUAUUUAUUACUAAAGUUUGCAGAAUCUAUUUGCUUUAAUAAACAAACCUAUUUCCACCUGGA